This is a messenger RNA of Iphiclides podalirius (scarce swallowtail), 363 nucleotides long. The record is from the annotation of a GenBank genome assembly. NCBI's taxonomy places the organism in Eukaryota, Metazoa, Arthropoda, Insecta, Lepidoptera, Papilionidae.
AUGUCACCGACAUCGACAUCCGAAUUGGUGACGAACAUUACGGAAUACCGAUAUCUCAACGAGAUCGACCGAUGCACGAUUGUCGCCUUGCUCGUGUCAACAUCGUUGUCGAAAACGAUGUCGACAUCGGAUGUUGUCUGGGAAACAACGAUGUGCAUCGAUGUCAAGAAUCGCCAACGCCCAAGCCCACUCAUGAAUCAGUUGGACUGGCGUUCACGUGGCUCAUGCACCGUGGAGCACCAGGACGGCAGACUGUUUGAUUCGCUCGUUGGCUGCCCACGCCAUGCUUCACGUCCGCCGGCUGGACCGCCGGCCGAGGCGCCGUUAUGCACCGUACGCGCACCGUGGCCAAAGAAGCGUGCA